CCCCAUUCCAUUUCCCACACAGACACAGCCCCAGAGGCCACCAUCCACAGCAUGGGUUCCUACAUCACCGACUUCUGUGAGGUCCCCACGCUCACCCCCCUGGAACGCAUCGGGCCCAAAGGCUAUGUACGGUAUAUCUUCCCCUUCCCGCUCGCCGAGGGCUACGAUCUGGAGGAAGUGACCCGAGUGCUGCGAGCCAGCUAUGCGGCUACCAAGCAGCGCCUCGCCGUUGUCGGCUGUGAGGCAGUGCCUGACCAGGAGGCGACGCAGGCGGGCGUGCUGAAGCUGCGGCGGCUGGAGGAUGGCGAGAUCGAGGACGUGGUCGUGCAGGAUCUCCGCGCCCCGGGCGCAUUCCCGACGACGUACGCGAAGCUGCAAUCGCAGCACUUCCCCGUCGCCAGCCUGGACGCAGAGACGCUAUGCCGGCGUUCCCAAUGGCCGUCCGCCGGUGAGCGGCUGCCUGUCUCCCUCGUCCAGGCCAACUUCAUCCCGGGCGGACUCCUGCUGAAUUGGUGCACCUUUCACAUGGUGGGCGACGGCACCUCGUACCAUACCUGGAUGAAGAUCUGGGCAGAGGAGUGCCGCCGUGCCCAAGGGCUGGAGAUUGCGACCCCGAUCGAGCUCCCCGACGCGAUGCUGGGGGAUCGGGAGCGGAUCAUGCAGCCGUCGGGGCGCAGCGCGGGCCUGCUGGAGGACCACCGCGAGACCCACCGCGGGCAGGUGUUCUACUUCUCCCCGGCCGCCCUGCAGGCGCUCAAGGCGGACGCCUCCCCCGUGCAUGCGAGGGAGGCGAGCGACCAGCCCUGGAUCUCCACCAACGACGCGCUGGCGGCCCUCCUCUGGCGCACGGUGAUGGCGGUGCAGUGGCCCCUGGCGACGCUCGAGGGCGAUCCGGUCUCGGUCUUCAAUAUCGCGAUCGACGGCCGCCUCCGCACCGACCCCCCCGUGCACCCGGAGACGCUGGGCUGCUUCCUGGAGUAUCUGGCCGUGUCGGCCCCGAUCCGGGAGAUCGUCGGGUCCGCCACCCUGGCCGAUCUGGCCAUCCGUAUCCGCAGACAAGUCCGCCGCGCAGACCGACACUUCACCGACGACGUGGUCACCCUGGCGGACCGGCUCGAGGAUGUCAACCGGCUGGUCCCGACGGCGUUCCUGGACGUGCCGGGGUUCAACUGCGUGCUGACCUCGUGGAUCAACUUCCAGCUGUACGAGCUGGACUGGGGGGCGUCGCUGGGCCACCGGAUCGACGCCGUCCGGUUGCCGCAUUGCGGGCUUCUCAACGGAACGCAACUUGUCCUGCCUGUGCCACCGGAGGGGGGGCUGGAGGUGUUGCUCGGGGUGGAUGGGGGCUGUCUGGACCGGCUUCUGCAGGAUCAGCUGUGGAUGAAAUAUGCCGUGGCAAGGUAG
This is a messenger RNA of Aspergillus heteromorphus CBS 117.55, 1404 nucleotides long. RefSeq lists its product as uncharacterized. Lineage: Eukaryota; Fungi; Ascomycota; Eurotiomycetes; Eurotiales; Aspergillaceae. Bases 52 to 1404 code for a protein of 450 amino acids. The transcript has 2 exons. The record is from RefSeq and is a predicted model, not a curated record. Gene Ontology annotation, molecular function: acyltransferase activity, transferring groups other than amino-acyl groups.